GGAAAACUUAAAGCAACGUAAAGCGGCUAAUAAAGCUAGCUAAGAUAGUUUGCGAAGUAAAAAAAAAAAGAAAGAAAAAAAAAAGCGUGCUGGGCCUCGCUGAAUGACUCGUUUAAGAGAGUGCACCAGACUUUGGCUAUAACUCCCUGUCUCUGUUAGUUGACUAUUUAUGGCGAUGGUCAAUCGUAUGUGACAGCACCCUUGCUGUUUGCACUGUAUGCUGUGAAAGAAGAUAAUGAAAGCGCCAAAGGCAACAGAUGUUAAACGGGGCAUCUCCGUAAUUCGGGAGAACCUGCAGUGUCCAAUAUGUUUGGAUUUGUUGAGCAUGCCCAUCUCCACCAAGUGUGACCACCAGUUCUGCAGAUUCUGUAUGAUGAAGCUUCUGGACAGGAAGAAGGAGGCCAACUGUCCGGUCUGCAAAUCCAAGGUCACAAAAAGAAGCCUGCAAGAGAGCCCUGGGUUCCAGAGGCUUGUGGAGGGAUUGCAGCACAUGGUCCAGGCUUACGAGGAGGACACAAGCACAGACUAUUUCACUGGAGCGUCCCAAGGGCUGGAACACCUGCGGUGUCAGGAGGGGGGCCCCAGGGAAAUGCAGUACGAUGGGGGUAAAACCUUGUCUUGUGACAGUCAAGGUGUUGACUCGGCUGACAGCAGCCGAUCCCCAGGCCCUGAGGAAGCAAGAAUUUCCUUCUCAUCCGCGGAAGCCCAGCAAGGCUAUGCAAAACUGAUGGAUCUUGAAGAUUCUUGCGCGAUCACUUUGGAUAAGGAAGGAUUUGAUAGUGGUCUUUCUGAUAUGCCCCAGGCCUCAGAAAUGCUGACGGAUGAUAAAUGCACGGCCAGCACCACCAACUUAGAGCUUCCAGGUUCCAGUGUGGAAGUAACUAUUCCCUUAGGAGCUGAAAUGAUUAAGCUGAGAACAAAGAAAGAUAAAUCUCAUAAUGUUUCACAUGAACAAAGAGAGAGUCCUGAAGAGGUUCCUAAGAAAACCGGUAGACGACCUCAUAGGGCAACAACAAAAAUGGUAGAUGCAGACCCUGAAAAAAUAGUUGAUAGAAGGUGCAGAAGAAGUCUUCAGAAGGUUUCAGAGUGGCUAUUAAAGAUCUCGCCAACGGAUGUGGAGGAAGACGGUGAUAGCUGUUUGUCGGAUGGUGGAAGUUCAUCCUCCACUAUCAAAGAAGAGAAAGACAAGGAGCCACCCUUGACCAUCAGAAAAGAUGACCAUAAUAAGAGCUUAGAGGAGCAAGUGUUUGGAGUCGUCUACAGGCGUGACCGGAAAUCCAUGGGAAACCGGCUCAACAGAACCUUGCUGUCAGAAAGCAGAGGAGUCACUGCUCUGUCAGCUUGUCAUCCUUCAGAUGGAAUCCAGAUCCAGAAAAUAGCUUCUAACAGGGGGACAUCGAGUGGAUUGGCACCUGCAGACAAAAUGCCCCAUACUGAGGAGGAAGAGGGGGAAGUGCAUGUUGUGAGCCAGUCAGUGUGCAAUGAAUCAAAUGUAGAGCCCAUCAAGGGCCAGACAUCUGAGGACAGACCAAACGAGGAAGUUGACCUGCUUGAACUCUGUUCUGACUCAUACAAAAAGAAUAUUGAGCAAGUGCAAUUGCCAGAGGGGGAAGAUGUAGCGGAGGACAGUCCUGUUUUUGAGGUGUCUCUCCGAAGAACCUCAAAGAGAGCGAGAUCUAAUGUGGGGAGUACGUGGAAAGAAGUGGACAACUUGCGUCAGGAUGGGAACGGAGAAACGGGGAAUGUCAAGCAAGGUAAACGGAAGAGUGAAUGUAGGAAGAAGGAAAACUGGUUGACCCAGAUGCGGUCAGCUAAAGUCGCAAAGCCCUUGGAUCUCGUCAGCAAUGGUGUGGACACAUAUGACCCUACGGUUAGGCUUCAAAAUGGGCAGUUGAUUGUGAAGACGGAGGUUCAGAUUGAGAGUUAUCCAAGUAGUGAAGGCCUAGGGAGCCCGGCUGCCAGGAUAACUAGACAGAGCAAGAGGCUGCAGGUGUUCACCAAGGAGGUUCAGGGGACCAAGAGGAAUACCAGAUCUGUGGGAUCCACAAAGAGUGCUGUCCCUCACUUCGACAAAGCAUAUGCCGGGGAAAAAGCAGCCUUUGAGGAGAUUGUUGUAAGAGUUCAAAGCCCCAAAACAAAGAUGAUGGAAAACAGCAUGAUGAGAAUUGGUUGCAUUGUCGACGGGGAUUUGGCAAACAUUGAAAAAAUUGAGUCAAGCAUCAGCAAAGCUGUAGAUGUUCAGAAUGAAUGGAAAGAAAGCCCUACUAAAAAAAGUGGUUCACUGUCUGCAAUUACAAAUGCAGAAAGUUCUUCUGAUGUUAACAUUCAGUACUCUGCUCUCAAAGGUGUCCAGCCUGCCUCCCAAGCUUCUCAGGACCACUCGCAAGAGGACGUGCUGGAAAUUCAUAGUUCUGUGGAGAACUCUGUGUGCAAGGUCAUUCAAGUUCACGGGGAAGAAGAUGAGAAGAAUGACAGUGAGCAGGACACAGAACAACUGCUAAAAACCUUCAAGGCCACUAAGAGAAGAUCAUUUCAGCUGGGUGUUCCUAAACCUAUUUCAUCAGACAGGGCUUCAACAUUCUGUGACAAGGAAAAUGAAGAAGCAGCACCAGAGGUUGUCUUCAUAAACGAGGAACUUAAUCCCAACAGGGAUCUGGAGCCAUGUUGCCUGAUGGAGACUGUGAAAGAAGCGGAGGUGCAGCAGAACCAGGAGUCUGUUGGAAUGCCCAGUCCAUCCAUUUCCAAAAAAAAUGAAGUUGAGAACUCAUUGUGCAGUGACCUCGUACCACCCACAAAUGGAUCAAACCAUAGCUUGCAUAAUUCUCUACUUCUGAAGAAAAGCUAUAUUCUGACAGGAGAGAAUUCCAAUGAGUUAUUUGAGGAGAGCUCAAACACUGGGAAGGGUCCUGAGGCCAGACCCACAGGGAACUCUGGUAAUGGAGCCCCACCUACAGGUAGGAAAAGAAAAAACUCUGAGACAAGCUCCAGACUUUCUGUCAGUUCUCAAAUCAUGGACUCUGAGCUACUUUUCCCAGCCCUCGUUGCCUCUGAGGAGGUGCCUAAAGAAUCUGCCAGUGCCAUCGAUAAUAUGCCUUUGGGGGAAGUGGAAAGUCAGAAACCUUUGAAUAGCACCUCUGAGGACUCUGAGAACAGUGGAGUCUUCAAAAAAAGGAUGAUAGGGUCUGCGUGCCAUGAAGGAGUUGUCUUCAUAGACUCCACAGCCGACCCGCAUGGAUUCCAUGACAGGCAUCAGGCAAUAAUGCUGCAAAACUCGGAGACUGACAAAGUUCUGCAGUCAUCAAUGACCCCAGAUGACCUCUUACCCCCGAUUGUUGUGCUCAGCACCACAACUGAAUGCACGGUCAGUGCAGGCCCAAGUCAGAGGGCUGGGAAUGUGGAAGACACCGCCCAGUGGAGCAGUGAAGGUGACCCCAGACUGAGGAAGAGGAAGAGACCCCAGAGGCUGGAGUCCUCUGGGUCUGAGGGCAGUGAUGAGGAAGUUCAGCUUCCCUCCUUGGCUCAGCUGUUCGGACAAGACAAGUCCAAACAACCAGUUGAAGAAAAAACAAUCCCAGUGAUUGGAGACCUCCCUCCUUGUAAUGGUCAGACCAGUACAGAACACUCUCUCAAACGUGCCCCGAGUCCAGAGUGGGUCCAAGCCAGUCAAGGAUCUGUGGACCUUUUUGACACACCAGAGCAAUGUGAGGGAUUGCCAGAUGAUAGAGGUCACUCCGUUGAAUCCACACAGUUUUCGAAUGAAAUCAUUGGCACUCAGCAGAAGGUGGCCAUGCAGGCAGAGCUGCGCCGGCUGGAGGAGAUGAUGGCGCUCGUGUCCGAGGCCCUGCACAAGAAGGCGGACGGCUCCCAGCUCCAAGUCAAGACGUCCCAGGGGUCCCUGCAGAACCCCGGCUCAGCGGCGCAGAGAGCUCAAGACCACCCCCAGAGCCCCCCGUGGUGUGACCGAACUGGAGAGGCACCCACAAGGCGGGAGUCCUUGCCCCCGUCCACGCUGUCUCAGGUCUCCUGUCCCGGGGGAAGGACCCUCCGGAGCGGGAGGGGCUUCAUCUCACCGCUGCCUGCCCCCAGAGCGACACCCGCCCCCGCAACCCCCAACCAGGAAGAAGGGAGCAUCGAGACAGAGCUGCGUAGCAGGAGGAGCAGGAGUCUGAGGAGCAGUGGAGUGACUGGAGGAAACGCGGCCAUGCAGCGUGACGCGGUUCAAACGUGCGAGGACAGGGGACUCCCUCCACCAGGUCCUGUCCAGUCUUCCGUCAUGGCCGCCAGACAAUCUCCCAGGACAACCACCCGGGGCAAAACGGUGCUGGUGGCGUCAGGACUGAGUGGGCCUGAGCUGUCUGUGGUGAAGAAGUUUUCAAAGCAGACGGGCUGCAGCCUGUCUGCCCAGGUGACCCUGGAGACCACCCACGUGGUCAUCAGGACGGAUGAGAACCUGGUGUGUGAGCGGACUCUGAAGUACUUCAUGGGAAUUGCAGCGCGGAAGUGGGUGGUGAGUUUCCAGUGGAUUGUGGAGUGCUUCAAUCACGGCAAGGUCCUGAAUGAAGCUGCGUUUGAGGUGCGUGGAGACGUGGUGAACGGGCAGCGUCACCAGGGACCCAUGAAGGCCCGCACCACUGGGGAUCAGGAGCUGCUGAUGAGUGGCUAUGAGGUCUGCCUGCAGGGCUCCUUCACAGAUAUGACCACAGGUCAGAUGGAGUGGAUGGUGGAGCUGUGCGGGGGGAGGGUGGUGAAGGACCCGCUCCUGUUCAGCGGCAAGCAGAAAUCGACUCAGCUGGUAGUGGUGCAGCCUGAUUCUGAAGAGUCCCAGGCCGGUUACAGAGCUCUCCAGAAGAGGGCAGCGGUGGUUUCGCGGGGCUGGCUGCUGGAUUCGGUCGCGACCUACACCCUCCAGAACGCCAACGAGUACAGGCUGGGCUGCGCCCCCGUCCCCACCUUUCCUCACUCCUGAAAGUUUGGAAACAUUCUGUGAUCAUUUCAUUCCUAAAACCGGAUCCUCUACACUUUACUCCUACCCUUCUUCUCCGUCCCCAGUUUUGUGUUGUUGUGUGAGCCCUUUUAUAUGUCAAAUGGCUUGUAUUUUAUCUCUGUAAAGAAAUUUUAUCUUCUUUCUUUAUAGUCAUGUAAGCUUUGGCCAAGUGUACAUACUCCCUUCCUUCUCUUUCUCAAACAGCACAUUAAA
This is a messenger RNA of Conger conger (European conger), 5197 nucleotides long. RefSeq lists its product as uncharacterized. Gene Ontology annotation, biological process: double-strand break repair via homologous recombination; chordate embryonic development; positive regulation of transcription by RNA polymerase II. Gene Ontology annotation, cellular component: nucleus; BRCA1-BARD1 complex; plasma membrane. Gene Ontology annotation, molecular function: zinc ion binding; DNA binding; ubiquitin-protein transferase activity. The coding region runs from base 236 to 4966 and encodes 1576 amino acids. The record is from RefSeq and is a predicted model, not a curated record. The transcript has 22 exons. NCBI's taxonomy places the organism in Eukaryota, Metazoa, Chordata, Actinopteri, Anguilliformes, Congridae.